Messenger RNA from Gigantopelta aegis, 1656 nucleotides. RefSeq lists its product as uncharacterized. The record is from RefSeq and is a predicted model, not a curated record. Bases 20 to 988 code for a protein of 322 amino acids. The transcript is spliced from 6 exons. Gene Ontology annotation, biological process: biological process involved in interspecies interaction between organisms. Gene Ontology annotation, cellular component: external side of plasma membrane. Gene Ontology annotation, molecular function: carbohydrate binding. Lineage: Eukaryota; Metazoa; Mollusca; Gastropoda; Neomphalida; Peltospiridae.
AUUUUUAUCUUUCUACUUAAUGUUGAUCCUUGCUGCUCAAAGUGUGUAUGGACUUAAUACCAAAUGCUCCAGAGCUAUCCAGAGUUCAACAUGGAAACAAAUAUACACAGCAGACCGAGCCGUGGAUGGGAACACGGGCAAGAAGUUUUUCGGAGACACGUGUUCACACACUGACUGCAAUGACGACAACCCAUCCUGGACUCUGUGUCUUGGAAAUAUGCAAACUGUCAGUUCAGUUACUAUCCACAACCCUGAUAAAGCAAAAGGCCGCCUAAAGAACAUCAAGAUUGACGUAUACACAGAGAACCCCAGCAACCCUGGAGCGGUACCAAUAUCAUGCGCCACUAUCGGCAGCACGCCCGUUACCGAUGGAAUCUCGAUUACGCUUGACUGUCCACUAAAUGUGGUUGGUAGUUACAUUAAAAUUAGCAAGACUACAGUGGGCAGAGGAUGGGGAAGGGGAUACUACAUGUGUGAUGCCCUAGUUCUUUGUGAGGUUGUGGUGAACGCAACAGCAGCAUCUGUCACCUGUCCAAAUGGUUUUCAGGCGUUCGGAGGUUCUUGUUAUUCCGUUCCCGUUUCCCAAACUGCGACAUGGUUUGAGGCCAGGAUUGCCUGCUCCACCAUUGGGGCCGAACUGGCUGUAAUUGAAAGUAUGGCCGAGAACGAUUUCAUAAAAACAACAUUCUUUAUGGCUGGAAAUGCGUACUGGACUGGGUUGCAAAAAAUUGCCGAUGGUAUGACCUGGCUUUGGAUUGAUCCCAAUGCGGUACAGGGAGUGCCAAACGGACCAUCUAACGUCGCCACUCCGUUCGAGGAUUGGGAUGUUGGACAGGGCGGCACACCCAACACCUUGAACUGUAUGAACAUUGACGACAUCGGGAACGGCCCCAUGUGGUCUCAAGAUAAUUGCUUGGAUUCUCACCAUUUUGUAUGCGAGAAGAGUCCAACGUUCCCAGCGCCGACACCCAUAAUGUGUUUCCAGUAGGAUUCAGCACUAUAGUCUGUCCCAUCAAUCUAUUAAAAUGUUUUUUGUUAAUAAUUUCAGUUUGGUUUGACGUAAGAAGAAAAGUAAAAGUGUUUUGGAAAUAACAAAGAAAUACAAUUUGUGUGUGCAAUUGACAAAUCAACCGGCUUGGAAAUAAAUAACUUGUAGUAAAUUACAUAGUAUGAAAAAAAGCGUUCCCCGUGGAUUUUGUUUGUUUGUUUUUUGGGUUGUUUUUUUACCUCUGAAGCUGCAAUUCGACUGUAACACUUAUAUCUUUUGGCAAUUGAGAUUUUAGAAUAGAUCGUCAAGUUGAAGGUUCGUACUAUGAAGCGCCAAUCUUCGAUUUUUGUUAGCUGCAAUCUAUUAUGCUAGGAAGACACUGCACGAUUACAUUAUUUUUGGUUGUGGGGAAGAGGCCUAUAUACAAGUAUAAUUUUUUUUUUUUUUUAUGUAAGACUAUUUGUAAAUAUUAAUCGGCUUUAUUCUACAAGUUGUCAACAAAUACUUUGGUGGUUGGGGAGGGUAAUAUUUAGUGCUUAGUAUUAUGUAAAAGUACAUGGUAACAUUAACUGACGCUAUAUAACCGUAAAUAAAAUGUGUUGAGUGCGUCGUUAAAUAAAAGACUUCCUUUCUUUUUCUUUUUGGUAACAUUAAAGCAUAAACAUGUA